GACACACACACACACACACACACACACACACGCUCCCUCCCUCCGGCGCUCUACUCCGCGCCCGCCCGCCCGCUCGCCCGCCCGCCCGCCUCGCACGCACCGGCCUCGGCUCCCCGCGCCCGCCGCCGAGCGAAGCUGCGCUGGGAUCGGAGCAGCUCAUGGAGAAAGUGCCGGGCGACAUGGAGAUAGAGCGCAGGGAGAGGAACGAGGAGCUGUCCGAGGCGGAGAGGAAGGCGGUUCAGGCUACGUGGGCCCGGCUGUAUGCCAACUGCGAGGACGUGGGGGUGGCCAUCCUGGUGAGGUUCUUUGUGAACUUCCCGUCGGCCAAGCAGUACUUCAGCCAGUUUAAACACAUGGAGGAUCCCUUGGAGAUGGAGAGGAGUCCCCAGCUUCGGAAACAUGCCUGCCGGGUCAUGGGGGCCCUCAACACGGUCGUGGAGAACCUGCAUGACCCGGACAAGGUGUCCUCUGUGCUCGCACUGGUUGGCAAGGCCCACGCCCUCAAGCACAAGGUGGAACCUAUGUACUUUAAGAUUCUCUCUGGGGUCAUUCUGGACGUGAUCGCCGAGGAGUUUGCCAACGACUUCCCCGUCGAGACGCAGAAAGCCUGGACCAAGCUGCGCGGUCUCAUCUACAGCCAUGUGACCGCGGCCUACAAGGAAGUGGGCUGGGUACAGCAGGUCCCCAACACCACCACCCUACCAGCCACACUGCCCUCUUCAGGGCCAUAGGACCCCUCCCGGCUCCCCCCUCCCUGGCAGCACUUUGGGCAGAAGGGCUGACUUCUGAAGACACUCCUUGACCUUCCAUUUCUGGGUGCCAAGGAAGCUGGAGGAACCCCUGACUGGACUUCCCGAAAGGAGGCCUUCAUCAUGGCUGUGGUCUCCCGCGUUACUGGGAGGUGGGGCUGGCUACCUGGAUGCUGAAUUUAGCAGAGGGGAACCCUUCUGCCUCGCAGCAGAGGGCACACCCUCCUUAGCUUUCACUGUCAAGAGAGGGACCUGGCAUGUGGCCGGUGGGAAGCGAGGACAAGCCUUUGAGUCACUUCAGAAAGGAACUAGCCCUGCUUCACUCUGCCUACCAGCAUGCAGGUUCUCCUCACCAUCUCUGAGCAUCGCGCACACACACGUCUACCAUAUACACAGAUAUAUUCUAUAUACGAUCUCUAUAUAAAUAUAUAUACACACACACGUACAUAUCUGUCGCGUGCACCUGCAGGCCCAGAAGCCUAGGCCUCGCACAGCUGUGGGAGACCCGGAAGAGUCCUGGCCGUACUUCAGGGCAGCUCUACCGGGAGCAGGGAGAAAGCUUGCAACAGCACGAGAGGGCGGGGCCGGGUGGGAGAGCCGGGGUGACUCAGCUCACCCCGCACAGCUCAGUGCCCUGCAAUCUUCCCUCUUCCGCCCCCCAAAAGAGAACACUUGGUUUGCCCGGUGUCGGGGCGCACACCUGUAAUCCCCGAGCUUGGGACGCAGAGGAAGGACAAUCUUUGCAAGUCUGAGGUCAGGUGGUCUACGCUUGGUCUCCAUCUUGGUGAGUUUCCGGCUAGCUGGGGUCGACUCAGGGAGACCCCGUGUCAAACAAAACAAGAAGCGAAGAGAAGAUCUGGCCCCCCUCCCCUCCCCAAGGGUUUGCCCGACUGACUUGCUCUGGAAAGGGGCACACCGAGAAUUCAGGAGACCCCAGUGGGGUGCUGGCCAGUGUAGGUGUCCGGCAUUUGGGGGUGGGGUGAGGGGCAGCUUCAGCGUGGAGCCCUAGAAUGUCAGCCUCACCCGCUCACUUCAGACAGCAGCCAGGCCACAGGACCAGGGGCCAUACUCAAACCCCUCAGCAGAGACCAGGGCCUCUCUCUCCUGCCCUCCUCGGGGGCCACCUGCCCAUCCUCUCCAACUAGUCUCCGUAACAUUCGCUGGGGACCCCGUGUGUACCCCUUGGUCACGUGUACUGUCCUGGAGGACGUCUUACUGCUGUGGCUACCGUGCCUGCGUCCCCUCUGGUCCCACCCUCACGCAGCCUUCCUGUAACUGCCUGUCUUUUUGUAGUUUCUGAUGUUUGUAACCAGACCCAGCUGUGUCAUUAAACAGGUCUGCUCUUCCUGUA
Messenger RNA from Rattus rattus (black rat), 2100 nucleotides. RefSeq names its product cytoglobin (gene Cygb). The transcript is spliced from 4 exons. Gene Ontology annotation, biological process: oxygen transport. The record is from RefSeq and is a predicted model, not a curated record. Bases 159 to 731 code for a protein of 190 amino acids. Gene Ontology annotation, molecular function: oxygen binding; heme binding; iron ion binding. Lineage: Eukaryota; Metazoa; Chordata; Mammalia; Rodentia; Muridae.